Molecule: messenger RNA, 210 nt
Organism: Caenorhabditis briggsae
Lineage: Eukaryota; Metazoa; Nematoda; Chromadorea; Rhabditida; Rhabditidae
Exons: 1
Coding region: 1-210 (69 amino acids)
Source: RefSeq, a predicted model, not a curated record
AUGGGUGACUUUAAAAAAAAGGAAAAGCGUGAGCUCCAGAAUGCCAUCACUCCGGAAAAGUGGCACAAAAGAGCAGCCGUUUUGUCCGUGAUAGUGUUGAAGGAGAAGGGUAUGGAUGGCAGGGAAGUUAUUCGUCGAAUGGUUGCCCCGACACGUCUCAAUCCAACUGGUGUGAACUUGAUUCACCUUCAUGAAGCCAAUAAUAUCUAA